Messenger RNA from Mya arenaria, 2706 nucleotides. RefSeq names its product 6-phosphogluconolactonase-like. Bases 7 to 738 code for a protein of 243 amino acids. Lineage: Eukaryota; Metazoa; Mollusca; Bivalvia; Myida; Myidae. Gene Ontology annotation, molecular function: 6-phosphogluconolactonase activity. Gene Ontology annotation, biological process: pentose-phosphate shunt; carbohydrate metabolic process. The transcript has 5 exons. The record is from RefSeq and is a predicted model, not a curated record.
UUCAACAUGGCGGCGCCCAUUAUUUCGGUAUCCGAAACAGAUAAACUUGUAGCAGAAAAACUGUGUUCUUUUGUCGUUGAAAAGGCUAACAAAGCAAUAGAACAACGUGGUAUAUUUACAGUUGGAUUUUCUGGUGGAAGUCUGGUAAAAUACCUAUGUGGCGGUCUACCUGGAAGAAGCACAGACUGGUCAAAGUGGCGGGUAUUCUUCUGUGAUGAGAGGCACGUCCAAUAUGACAGUGCCGAUUGUACCUACACACCCUACAAAGAAGGCCUAGUGGACAAGGUGAACAUGAACCCUGAUAACAUUUUCCCAAUUGAUCCUUCCCUGUCAGUUUCAGAAUGUGCGGAUGACUAUGCAAACAAAAUAAGGAAGGUUUUCCCGGGAGAUGGUCUGCCACAGUUUGAUAUGCUGCUCCUUGGAAUGGGUCCAGAUGGCCACACCUGCUCUCUCUUUCCUGGACACCCACUCCUGGAGGAGAAGGAGAAAAUAGUAGCGCCGAUAUCGGACAGCCCUAAGCCACCUCCAGCCAGGGUGACCAUGACCUUGCCUGUGGUUAACAACUGUCGUUGUGCUGUGUUUGCCUCCUGUGGUGAGGGCAAGGCUGAUAUGGUUCAGCGUGUGUUAGAGGGAGGUGAGAGCCCGCCCCUGCCAGCAGCCCGGGUGAGGCCCAUAGAUGGAGAGCUGCACUGGUUCCUGGAUGCUGGUGCUGCAAGCAAACUCAAACAUAAGAUGUGAUAUAUAUUCUACAUACCGAACUAUUGGAAAUGGGGAAACAACCCUGUCAGUUCAAUAAACAUGAUCUGGAGCCACCAAAAAGCUUGCUAGUGUUUCUUUACUUGCUUACACCCACUUGACAAGAUGUGGAAUUCAAAUACCAGAAAAGAUUUCAGUGGGCAAUUUCUAAUAUGAGUAAUAAUUAUCAAAUUAAAAAACAAGUGCUAAACUCUAUUCAUGUUUGUUUCAAAUUCUAAUCCAUCAUACUUUUUGUAAUUCAAUGCAUGAGUAUAUUAAGAAACAGCUUUUGUAUAUAAUUUUUCCAAUAUUGUACCUAUUUAAAGCUAUAUGCUUUUCUUAACAGGUCACCAGCUCUUUGUUAUGUUUAGAUAUGUUAUGUAUGUUUGUUAUUCUUGUUGGAAAAUAGCUCAUUGAGCUAAUGCUUCUUGUUAUCAUAUAUCCGACUUUAAAUAAAGAUUAAUAAUAUCUGUCAUGUGUUCCCGUUCUGGAUAGAAAAAUCCGAACCAAGGGCACCUUUGUUGCCAGGUAACGAGGCUUGCCGAGUUACCGGCUACACAGCGUGCCUGAGGGUCGGAUUUUUGUAUCCGGAAUGGAAACAAAUGACAGUUAUUUUUCUAGAAUAAAACUUUUAACCACAUAUUUUGUGAACAAAAUCCUAGAAAAGCGCAUUUUUGUACAUUUCACCAAAAAGUGCGUGUGAUGAUGUUUACUGACGUCAUGCUGAUUUUUAUUCACAGCAUACGUCAAGAAGUUCCUCCAGAAUCACGUCUUUUUAAGGGUUAUUCUGUUUUGUUUUGAAGGUAUGUUUUUGUAAAACUAAUGUUAAACUUUAAGGAACUCAUCUAUGGAAAUCACAAUUAUUAAUUAUAAAUAAGGUGUAUAAUAAAAGAAAUAAAAGUAUUACGUCACCGCGUGUGACUCAUCUGGCAUGGGGGGGUGCCAGAUGGAAUUUUCCAGCACGGCUGAAUUCACCGGAAUUGCCUAUGCGCUGUGCUAGAGUCUUGUAUUUCGGCAUAAAAGAAAUCUGGUAUUAAGGCAUCAACUCUAUAUGUAUACGUAUUAUAAGUAACGGGGCUAGUAGGUGACCCGAUAUGGUAUAUAUGGGGCAAAGGGAACCAUAUCGGGUGAGAGCAAAGCUAAAAAUUGAAUAUGGUUUCCUCUUCCCUGUAUAUACCAUAUCGGUUAUCAACUUUAAUACCCUAUUACAAAUAUAUCAUGUCAACAACCUGUUUGCAUUGGUCUUUUUAUGUCACAAGUAGUCACAAUUUUUGUACAAUAUAAAUAUUGGAGACCCAAUAUGGAAAACUAUGGGGUCACAGGUCGACCAGUUCGGGACUUAUGGUGUUGCAUCAUUCAUGUUUAAUUCAUGUCAUAUAUUAGUAUAUGAAUACAAUACAAUCAUUCCAAUAAACAUGGAAAAAUGUCAAUAUGACAUUGGCAUAUUGGUGCAAAAUAAUGCUGUGCUAUCCAUACUUUCUGUGAACUUAAUAGAUUUCAGAUCUUAUGGGAAAUUAAAACAUUUUGUUUUCAUAGUAAUUUCCCUCAUUGGUAGUAGUUUAGCUAAAUGUGGAAGUAAUGAAAAAAUGCCACCUUUGUUGUCAGUGUAUAUAUAUAUAUAUAUAUAUAUAUAUAUUGGAACAAUGUCUUAUCUCAUGCAAAAGUAUGUGCCCAUUUAUUAUAUUGAUUCAUUUUACUAAGCUAAUACAAAAGUUAGCCCAUCUAGAGGAAGUUAAGAUUUCAUUAUAUGUUUAAUGUUGUUAAACGUAAACUUAUCAAUGUUUUUGGUUGUUAAAUUCAAAUGUGUGUACUUGGCAUGUGCCAAUGUAGGACAGCUAGUUCUAUAGGCAAAGUCAACUUACCAACAUAGUUGCACUAUUCUGUAGCAGCUACGUAUUUGAUAGUUAUAUAUAAAAGAAAAUGUUUAAUUUUAUAUUUUACUGUUUCACCAUAAUACAACAUGCGCUGGGA